Phytomonas sp. Hart1 is the source of this 851-nucleotide messenger RNA. Lineage: Eukaryota; Euglenozoa; Kinetoplastea; Trypanosomatida; Trypanosomatidae. The record is from the annotation of a GenBank genome assembly.
GAUAUAGAAGCGGCAAUAUCAUUCAUAACCUAUAAAUGCUUAGUUCUGCGCCUUGAACCUUAGGGUUUCUGCCUGGAAUGAUAGCUAAACAUUUUCCUUUGAUUCUGUACACUAUCCCUUCUCGCGAUUCUGUUACUUACCACAUUUUAGACGCCGAUCAGAUGCAAAUAUGGGACAAAUAUUUCAGAGGAGCAUGUCCAAAAAAUAACUUAAAUUACACCGAUGAAGCCGAUGCCACGUGCACCAGGAUCAUAGCAAAGGUGUACACAUGCUGAUGAAUGGAAGCGGUGUCCUUGCUAAGGCCAGGAUACAGUUGAGAGCAAAUCGACUGCAAGGUGUGAAGCACAGAAGUCGGACGUACUCCUGACGACACACACACGAGGGACGAACUAUGCUAACUGAAUGCCAGUGUGGCCAUGGGUGUAAUCGGCCAAUAAAAUUAUAUUCUGGGACGUAGUAGUUUGUGGCUCUAGUGUGUGGUUUCCUGAAUAAAGUCGUAUUUUAUUACAUGAAGAAAGGUGUGAGACUCAUUCACUCAAGGAGGUCUCCCUUCAUGUGGCUAUUUCUUGUGUUGCAUGUAUGGGCAUAAAGAGAGAGGUAUAGCAUAGGAAAGGAUCUCCCUAGGGUUUUUUGUCCCGAAAAAAGAAAUGCCUUAAAAACACAGGGCCUCAGAAAGUAGAUAAACAAAAUAACGUAACCCCAUCAAAAGCGGUGCUUCUGGUGUUUACAUGCUUGCAUUAUACCUAGCACGCACGUAAACGCGAGCUGAGGCACAUGUCAUUGGAUUGCAUCCACAUCUUUAUACGUCUUUUUACAAGUUAGCAUGCCUGGUGUUGUGUGUGGCAUUCGGU